UCUGACUGUACUGACAUCCAGAAUCAGCCAUCAACGUGGUACUGGUUCGUGAGAAUCAAAUACCGUUAGCGUAGGAUUACAGCGUGAUACAUAGGUACCACCGACCGGCAUCAACAACUUCUCACUCUCUGCUACUUCUUCCUGGCAUCGACCCUUAGCACGAAACUUAUUUACCAACCCAACCAUCUAGUAUCUGUUUCAAAUUCUAAGGCUUUAGUUGGUUGCUCGACUCUGAUUCGUUGUUCCACCCACGUUCUUCUGAACCAUACCUAUCCCAACCCCACAUCCUUGCUACGUAUUUGUAUGAAAAUGCGCAUCGCAUCCACACUGCACAUUGCGGCUCUGUUCGCUUUACCCUUUGUUUCAGCUCAAGACAACGAUAGCGCCUCAAUCGCAUCCCCCAGUGUGGGCAACAACGACUGCCCCAAGAUUGCACCUGGGCCGGUGAGCUUCAGCUAUCUGGCGGGGCUUUUCACGCCUCAGACUCUCCCUGAUCCAAUUGCGACGGAAUCUGUUCGUCAGACCCUGGCGCUCUAUGCGCUCGCCAUCGAUGGUCGCAACUACGAAGUGUUGAGAAAGGUGUUCACUACUGACGCCCGUGCCAACUACUCUGACCCCAUCGGUGUACUGAAUGGUGUACAAGCCAUCAUUGACAACCUGGCGCCCGGUCUGAACAACUUUGUCUCCACUCAGCAUCACCUCGGCACGCAACUGAUUCACAUCUGCAGUCUUACCAGCGCUGUGUCCGUUACAUACUUCCAGGCUACGCACUACUUCACCCCCUACACCGGCGUUGCGAACCCUGUAGACAAUAGCAAGGUCUUGAUCGACAAGGCUCAGUAUCAAGACACGUGGGCCAGGCAGAAGGAUGGAAGCUGGAAGAUCACCAACCGUAACUUGGUGCGGAUGGGACCUGCCACACUCGACGGCGGCUUUCCGACUUCGUAAUUUGUAUUAGUAUGUGUAGAUCAAAAUGUCAAAUCCAGCAGACAAGGGGACCACACAGUUUUGAGCCAAAAUAAUCUACGGCAAUAAGCUUCUCUGCUGCUCGUAAGUGAAUCGUCACUAGGCUCUUUGAGUUUGGCAUAAGCCGAAUUCCCUACCUUAGUUGGUCGUUUUGCUGUGCAGGAGGUAGGCCCAUGAGUACUGUGUAAUUACCGACCGCUUGCACAAACAAAUCACCCAGGGAUCGUCGAGGGGCAGUGACUCUGAGCUUCGUAGCCGGAAAGCACAAAGAAAU
This is a messenger RNA of Alternaria alternata, 1240 nucleotides long. RefSeq lists its product as hypothetical. The transcript is spliced from 2 exons. Bases 310 to 948 code for a protein of 212 amino acids. The record is from RefSeq and is a predicted model, not a curated record. NCBI's taxonomy places the organism in Eukaryota, Fungi, Ascomycota, Dothideomycetes, Pleosporales, Pleosporaceae.